Molecule: messenger RNA, 845 nt
Organism: Effrenium voratum
Lineage: Eukaryota; Dinophyceae; Suessiales; Symbiodiniaceae
Source: the annotation of a GenBank genome assembly
UCGAGUGCCCGGAAGAGUUUCGUCGCAAUGCCCGCCAUGAAGCGCCCCGCUGCCGCCAUGGAGACAUCUGCUCCAGCGGUCACCGCCACAGCUGGGGAGCUCCAGCGGAUGCUUACGGUGAUCGAGGAGGAGGUGCUGCCAAAGACGGAGAAGGCGGUGCAGGAGGGCAACAAGGUCUUUGGAGCCGCGGUGCUCAAGGACGCAGAGGACUUGCCCACCGUUAUCGCUGAGACGAAUCAUGAGAUGCUUUGCCCCCUGUACCACGGGGAGGUGUACACCAUCAAGCAGCUCAGCGAGCUGCCACAGGAUCAACGCCCGCCCCCCGAGCAGUGCCUUUUCCUCUCCACGCACGAGCCGUGCUGCAUGUGUGUCUCGGCCAUUGUAUGGGCCGGCUACAAGAAGAUCGUGUUCCUCUUCCCCUACGAGACAACUCGAGAUCAGGGCAUUCCCCACGACCUGCAAAUCAUGCACGAGCUGUGGAACGUCGAGCGGUACCAGGUGAAGAACAAGUUCUGCUCCUCCAAGAGCAUUAAGGAGCUUAUCGAGGCACUGCCGAAAAAGGAGCAGGCCCCACUGAACGAUCAGGUGAAACGUAUCACGGACAAGUACAGCGAUCUUUCGACGAAGUAUCAUACAGAGAAGACAGCGAAUGCCAGCAACACUUUGGCCUUCGGUUGAUGGCAUUGCUGAUGGCACGGUGUUGCCUUCUAGGCGCCAUAGCAAAGGACUCGGACCAUACUUUAUCUGCUGAUGUUAUUCAGCAAAUACUGCAACUCCAGCCCCAAUCACGGGGCAAGUUGGGGAUCGAAGAUCCCAGUGAGACGAUUCACAAGGCGCAUCGAUUG